CGUGUCUCAACAGGCUGGUGAACUAUUUCUAUUCUAGUCGAACUACAUUUACCAUAAUCCCUUGCGAGAACACCCUCUUUCUCGACAGUGAUUGGUUUAUUUGUGUAAAGCUUGCUUCCUUUUACAUUUGGGAUUUUGGCGGAAAAUGUGUUGUGCUGAGAGUGAAACGCCAACGUACUAACAUACAAUGCGUUUUUAAUUACUUCGCGUCGCUCUUGCAUCUGUUUAUUAACUUAUUUUCUGGGCAAGGGGACACUAUGUCACAUGAGCCGAGCUCUAGUGAGUCUCAGCCACAGACACAGUCACAGUCACAGGGUGGCUCCAGUUCUUCAUCCAGCGGACCUCAAACAUCUAGCCAGUCUUCAACCUCUUCAGGCUCUUUGACACACAGCUCGGCAGACACCAUUCCCACUCAGGAUUUAGCCAGCAUUCCUGAAGAGUUGCCACCAGUCUGGGGUCGCCUCUGGGCUGUUGGUAAAGGAUUUCACUGCUUUGACUGUGUCAAUGAUGAAUAUUGGUUUGGAAGAGACAGAAACUGUGAUUAUUCUUUUAAUACUCCGUCACUAGUCAACACUGAAUAUUAUCAGAAUUAUAGCAAAAAGCACUUCCGAAUAAUGAAGGUUAAUGACCUUCCAUACAUUGAAGACCACAGUGGCAAUGGUACCUUUUUGAAUGGUCAGCUUAUUGGUAAAGGAUGCAAGGUCCCACUGGUCAAUAAGGCAGAGUUGUCAUUAUCUUUCCCUCACAAUAAAGUAUUUGUGUUUUCCAAUCUUACUGCUGAUGAUGAUGAAACAACAAAUCUUCCAGAAGAGUUUAAAAAGAAGUACGUAGUUUCCAAUAAAAUUGGAAGCGGUGUAUGCGGUGAGGUGAAGCUUGCAUUCGAAAAAUCUAAUUACAGAAAAGUUGCCUUGAAGGUCAUCAGCAGAAAACAGUUUCCACCCACCGGGGCAUUAGUUUCUGCAGCUGAGAGGGAAAUUAGAAUCCUGAAGAAAAUAGACCAUCCCUGCUUGAUAAAGACACUAGAUUUCUUCCACUCGGAUGAUGUGUACUGUAUAGUUUUAGAGCUGAUGGAAGGUGGUGACCUGUUUGAGAGAGUACAUCGAGUGAAGAGACUGGAAGAAGCCACUACUAAGCUUUUUUUCUACCAAAUGCUUCUUGCAGUUAAGUAUCUUCAUGCAAAUGGUAUUAUUCACAGGGAUCUUAAACCUGAAAAUGUUCUGUUGGCUUCACAUGCAGAAAAUUGCCUGAUAAAAAUUACAGAUUUUAAUCAGUCAAAAAUUUUGGAGGAGUCUUCCUUAAUGAGAACGUUAUGUGGUACACCCACGUAUCUUGCACCAGAGGUGUUCACUGAUGCUGCAACAGUAGGAUACAGCCAGGCAGUGGACUGCUGGAGUCUAGGAGUUCUACUUUUUAUUUGCUUAUCAGGGUAUCCUCCAUUUUAUAUGAAGGAGGGAGAGAACGUUAAGGAUCAGAUAACCAAAGGCCAAUACCUGCUUGUUCCAUCUAUCUGGAAUAACAUCAGUGAUCUGGCCCAGGAUGUUGUAAAAAAGUUGCUGGUUGUCAAUCCAAAAGAAAGACUAACACUGGACCAAGCACUGGAUCAUCCAUGGAUGCAGGAUGAAAGUAUGAGAAGCACUGCUCAGGAACUUAUGUAUCCAAUUAAGAUGAUGCUUCCACCCACUACAACGGAACAACCCACUACGAGCAACAAGAGGCCUUGGGAGCAUGAGGAGAGCAUCUCAAAAAGAAAGAAGACUUGAUCCGCUCCCUCCAGGCAUCAAGCUUUGGACGGUCCUUUAGCACGUCUCUCCCUGAACCAAGUGGCUUGUUUUGGAGGAAAAAGGAAAAGAUUUUCAAGUGAGAUCUUUAAAAGAAAUUGAAACAUCAAUCAAGAUGUAGUAAUUCCUUAUUCAACUGAGAUUCCUCAUGGCAUGGAAGACUCUCUAGCUAGUUAUGAUGUAGAGUGAAAUUCUGUACAUACAAAAUCUGAACAGAUGCAAGAAAACGUUCUUAAUCUUGAGUUUCAACAGCUUUCUAAUUCUGUAAAACCUUCACCAGGAAAUACUUUUUCCUCUCUUUCAUGAAGGGCAUUAAUGUAACAGAGAAAUCCUUCUAAUCAACUGUAGCACAUCUUAAAUCAUGAGUAAUAAACCCAACAAAAUAAAUGUCAACUUAUACUGUCCACGGUUACUGUAUCUUUUCAAUGCUGUCUUCUACUGUGAUGCACUUUUGGAAACGGAGUGCUAAAUAACUGACCUCUCUGCUGGACAGCACCAUCAUAAUCUAAAGUUAUGGUUUGGAGGUGGACAAGUUGCUCGUGAAAAAAUGUGACCUGCCAUUUAUUUUAUUUUAUAUAUUUUUGUACAGUUUGAUCAGUCAAGACAAGAAAUCGGUCAAACUAAACUGCACCUUUUUGCACACUUUUCCAUAGACAUAUGAAUAAAAAAAUGGGCAGUAAAAUGUUUGAAUUCAUAGUUUGCUUAUAUUAUUAUUCUGACUGUGGACUAUUUCAUAUUUUAUUUCUUUACAUAUCUUCGGUGCACCAAUUUCUUAUCUACUUUUAUGUCCUUACCAGCACUUUCUUUGAGUUUGUUAAAGCCAGUCAAUAUCUGUAUGUCAUUUUUUUUGCCUGUAACCUCAAAUGCUUUUAGUGAAGUCAGAAAUAUCAAAUUAAGCUGAUCUAUUAUUCCCUCUACUCUGAAUAAAAUUGUUUCACAUCCCUUAA
Polypterus senegalus (gray bichir) is the source of this 2725-nucleotide messenger RNA. RefSeq names its product checkpoint kinase 2 (gene chek2). Bases 258 to 1760 code for a protein of 500 amino acids. Lineage: Eukaryota; Metazoa; Chordata; Cladistia; Polypteriformes; Polypteridae. The transcript is spliced from 16 exons. Gene Ontology annotation, molecular function: protein binding; ATP binding; protein serine/threonine kinase activity. Gene Ontology annotation, cellular component: nucleus; cytoplasm. The record is from RefSeq and is a predicted model, not a curated record. Gene Ontology annotation, biological process: mitotic DNA damage checkpoint signaling; protein phosphorylation.